CACAGAGCGAAGCACAGAUGAGACAGAAGCAUGGCGUCUUCCUCCUCCUUCUCAGAAGAUCUGACAUGUUCAGUCUGUUUAGGUAUUUUCACUGAUCCAGUAAUUGUCUUCUGUGGACACUCUUUCUGCAGGGAAUGCAUCACACUUUCUCUGAAAUCGCUGAAUCAGUGCCCACAGUGUCGGGUGACUGUUCCUACCGACAGGAUGGAUUUCACAACUAAUCACAUCUUAAAAAGUCUUGCAGAAAAAGCAAAGGAGAAGGGAUCUGGAAAAGAUCCUGAGGUUGCUGUGGGGUUUUGCCCUGAACACGAUGAGAAGCUGAAGUUGUUCUGCGUCACUGAUCAGCAGCUAACUUGUAUUAUAUGCAGAGACUGUGAAAGACAUGAAGGACACAAGUUUAAGCCAAUCAAAGAAGCUGCUGCAUCAGUCAGAAAGGAGGUAGAGACUCUGGUGAAAAAGGAAUCCUCUGACAUCAGUGCCAUUGAAUGUCUGGUUGAGUCACAGAACGAAGAAAUAAGAAAAUCCAAAGAGAAAUCUCAGCAGCUGAGGAUCCAGAUCAGCAGCCAGUUUCAGGAGAUGCAUCAGUUUUUGAAAAGCAGAGAAGAUGAAAUUCUUAAUGAACUGAAAAACAAGGAGAAUGUUGAGCUUCAGAAGAUGAGGAAGAGCUUAAAUGUUGUUGAAAAAGCUUUAACUGAAGGCAGAGAGGUUGGGGAACAGAUGAAAUCUGUUCUGGAGAUUACAGAUCCUGAAAGCUUCCUAAAGAGCUGGCAAGAGAGCAAAUUGACACCAAAACCCAAAUCCAACCCACUAGGCUUGAAUUUCCAAGUGGUGACCUCUUCUCUCUCACUGGGUCACUAUGAGACCCACCUGCAGUUGUUUGUGUGGAAGGAGAUGCUACAGAUGAUCCAGCCUCAAGCAGAAAGGCUUUUAUUUAAGAAGCUAAAGCCUCCUGAUUGGUCAAAAUGGUCUGGUCUUUUUAAUAACUGCAGUACAAGAAUUAAUUUUCAUCUUCCACCAUGUAGUUGUCAUUCUAAUUAUAUUGCUUUGCUAUCACAGUGGCAGGAAUACUACAAACAUCAAACUACCUGUACAACUAGUGUAAACCAGAUCGCACCAGGACCACAUUAUUGGGAGAUAGAUGUGGAAGAUAAGAACUGUUGGACAGUUCAGAUACAGAAUCAUUCCUUGACAUACAAAGAUAACAAAUACACCACCACUCAUAAAAAAGCUAAGAAAGAAGUAAAGUUUACAAGCAAACCUAAAAAAAUAGGCUUUUAUUUGAAUGGCAACUCUGAGGAGCUCCACUUCUUUGAUGCAGACACCAUGCAGCAUGUUUAAAUGUUGUUUUGUUGUUUGUUAGUUAAACCUUGAUUAAUCUCUGCUAAAACUCAUAUUUGAUUAUGGUCUUUGCAAAAAGGAAGAAGCAACUGGUUCUUAGGUUAAGGGAGCAGUCAGAUUUUGAUAUAGGAACGGGCUGGUCAUAUCUGUGCCUGACCACAUGAAUUCAUCUUUUGAAAACACAGUUUUCAUCUGUUUAGUUUUUCCUCAUUUACCAAAGUUAUCUUUGUCUGUUUGAACUGAAGUAUUUCUGUGGUAAGUUAAAUACUGAAACGUUCUCAAACACUGCUCCAAGCAGAAACAUAAU
Molecule: messenger RNA, 1645 nt
Organism: Poeciliopsis prolifica (blackstripe livebearer)
Lineage: Eukaryota; Metazoa; Chordata; Actinopteri; Cyprinodontiformes; Poeciliidae
Product: nuclear factor 7, brain-like
Exons: 2
Coding region: 31-1338 (435 amino acids)
Molecular function (GO): zinc ion binding
Source: RefSeq, a predicted model, not a curated record